AAUAUUUAAAAGUAAAUUUACCGAAUAGGAAUUAAAAAAAUGUAAUUUCUUUUAUAGAACCCUAGCAAAUAAUUGAUUCGGUUCAUCACUUCUGAUUAGUUUGACUGUUGACUUACUGUACACUUUAAAUAUUGAAAGGUUUUAAUAAAAAUUUAAAAAAUGUACUAAAACCGUUAUUGAAGCCAUUAUUUCUUUAUGGCCGAGUUAGACUCCAAACCAAGUGUAUUUCUUCGUAGUUGGUUGUGUUGUUUUGCAUCUCGGCCUAAACGUACAGAAUUUUGUUUUGUUAAACCAGCAAGUAACUUAAAAGAAGAAGAAUAUGAUUAUGUUGUGGAAAAAUUAAGUGUAAAAAAAGUCCCUGUCAGUCUUUUUGAAGAUUAUCAGCAUGAAAACUCACGAAAUAAUGUCCGAUACUUCCCAUCACGAUCGUCAUCAGAUUAUGAAGAUACUUCAGAAAAGUGCUUAGCUAUUUACAAUUUAAAUGACAAUAGCAAUGAUAGCAGACCUUCUGACAUGCAAAAUGAAGAUAACGUCUCGAUAAAAAGAGAGACGCCUUCUUCACACAGUACUUUCAAAAAAGUAUCUUCCGAAUAUUUAAAAAAAUGCAACGUUAUCAGUAUAGUCAAAAGUAAAUUAAAAAAAGCUAAGAGAAAUACUUGGGAGGUUUCUACAUCUAGCAAUCUUUUUGAAGAAGUGGAUUACAAAGAAAAUCUUCAUGAUUCACUUAAUACCAAUACGUCUCAUGACAUUUCAAUGCAUAAUUCAAACAAACAUUUAAAAACCGAUAAAAAAGAAAAAAUGCAUUUAAAAAUGGACACGUUUGGAUGCCAUUACUAUAUCGAACAAGACAAAACAGCUCUAAUUGAACAAAAAAAUAAUUUACAAGCGAGCUGUUUGAUUCAAAAGACAUCAAUUUCAAAAAUGAAAUGUGAUCAAAAUACCCAAACAUGUGUACAAUAUGUUGCCGUUUUACAGGAUCAGAUAAAAGUUACGGCAAGUACUAAUACCGAAAACAGUCAUACUGCUAUUAAUAAAUCUGCGCUAACAAAUGGUACAUUGGAGCCAAUUAAAAUAAAUCUUACACUAAGUACAGUAAAAAAUAAUGAGAGGAACAGUCAGUCAAAACAACUAGAUAAAGAAUGCCAAACAGAAAACAAUAAUAAGUCUUCGAUAUUGCGUUUAAAGGACAUCAUUAAUGCGAAUGACUCACUAGCGGAUAUAAAUAAGAAAUAUUCAUACAAAAACCGAGUAAACGAACAGGCUACAAAAUAUACUAAUAAGAUUCCUAUAAAUGUUCAUUAUUCUCAAAACGACAUUCCUGAAAAAGAAUCAAGAAGUGGCCUUUUGGAAACCUGUCAGGAAAAUAGCAAUACCUUUUUCACUCAGAAUUACUCAGAAUUAAAUCCCGUUGGAUUGGUCGUACCCUCGACGAACUUUUUUAAAGAAAACCACAUUAAUAACAACUUGAAUAACAGUCGCUGUUAUUAUUUACAAAAUAACAAAAAGAAACCUCCUUUUAACUCUUCUACUUUAAAUACUGACAAAAAAUGUCCAGAAGAUGACCAAGCGUUUAAUUGUUUUCCGGAACGAGAUAUAAAAUCGUCCAAUAGUAGUCAGUCAAUUGAACGCAGUAUGACAUUCAAUUUUCAGAUGGGUCUUCUGCAAAAUGUCGAGGAUUUACAUAAUGCAGCAGAAGAUAAUUCUACAAAAGAAAGAAACGGUGAAAGGGAUAAAACUUAUUCAAAUACUGAACUACCAGAAUCGGAUUCUCAAUUUACUCAGUCCAUCACAUUAACUGAAAAUAAUUCCGAAAGCAGUAAGCAUGUUCCUCCUUCUUCUAGAAACAUACAAGAAAUAAGAAACGUUAAUAUAUCUAGCAACAAUCCGUUUUGUUCUGCUGGGCAUAAUAAAAAUUUAAAAAAUGCAUUUUUAAGACAUGAACAAACAGGCUCGCCUAGGUUAACUGAAGUUCAAAGAAUUGCACAACUUACAUCUUCGGAAAAGAAUCCAGUUAAAUGGAAAAUUGUUAUUAAACAACGUAAAGGUAAUCAUUUAAAACAUUAAUUUUUUCGAUGUAUUUGUACAAACUAUUUUUAGUUUCUGAAUAGCUGCUUUAAUCGAAGUAAAU
This is a messenger RNA of Agrilus planipennis (emerald ash borer), 2128 nucleotides long. RefSeq names its product probable serine/threonine-protein kinase DDB_G0283337. The transcript is spliced from 4 exons. The coding region runs from base 196 to 2064 and encodes 622 amino acids. Lineage: Eukaryota; Metazoa; Arthropoda; Insecta; Coleoptera; Buprestidae. The record is from RefSeq and is a predicted model, not a curated record.